Molecule: messenger RNA, 3038 nt
Organism: Tilletiaria anomala UBC 951
Lineage: Eukaryota; Fungi; Basidiomycota; Exobasidiomycetes; Georgefischeriales; Tilletiariaceae
Product: glycoside hydrolase family 3 protein
Exons: 5
Coding region: 215-2737 (840 amino acids)
Biological process (GO): glucan catabolic process
Molecular function (GO): beta-glucosidase activity
Source: RefSeq, a predicted model, not a curated record
GCGAUGAUGAUUCAAGGUGUCUAUUUUCCGUCGCCCACCCUGUCUUUCUCCACCUCAUACAUCCUUCUCAGGCCCCUCCUUCCUACCCUCCCCCUUCCUCAGCGUCCCUGCUCCUCUACUUUCCCAUAGGACGCGGCCAUCUCCCUUUGCAGCUCCGUUCCCCCACCGCCCGACGGCAGCCCCCUAACGUUACGAACACCGUUCCCCUAUCACGAUGAAGUUCUCUGUCGCGGUCACCUCGGCGCUCGCCGCCAUCGCCAGCUCGGCCUUUUUGGUCGAGGCUGAGAGCAGCCACAGCACCAUCCUCUCGCGCCGCGGGCAGCCAGGCAAGUUGUACGUCCAGCAACACCAGGCCGCUUUCAAGGCCCUGUCGAAGUCGGCCGUGGCCCAGGACAUAAUCAGCCCGGACCAGGGCCGCCACCGCUUGGACCAGGGUGCGCAGAUGACUUCCAACGCCAAGCCCGCCAGUGCACAGGAGCCGCACAGCGCAAACAACUUCGUAGGCGGCGCCGACCCCGAUUCCCCGCCGUACUAUCCGUCACCCCAGACCAAGGGCAAGGGCAAGUGGGCACCAGCCAUCGCCAAGGCCAAGGAGCUCGUCGGCAAACUGACCACCGAGGAGAAAGUCGUCCUCACCACCGGUGCGGGCUGGGCGAGCGGCAAGUGUGUCGGAAACAUCAAUCCGAUUGAGCGUGUGGGAUUCCCUGGUCUCUGUCUGGAAGACUCUCCUCUGGGUAUCAGGUUCGCUGACCUCGUCACUGUCUUCCCGAGUGGCAUCACCACUGCCGCCACUUUCUCUUCCAAGCUGGCCUACAAGCGCGGCGUGGCCAUGGGUCAGGAGCACCGCGCGAAGGGUGUCAACAUUCAACUCGGACCCGGCAUGAACAUGCUCCGGGCUCCAACUGGGGGUAGGAACUGGGAGAUGUCUGGUGCGGACCCUUACCUCACCGGUGAAGCUGCAUACCACACCAUCCGCGGCGUGCAGAGCCAGGGUGUCCAGGCGAACGCAAAGCACUACAUCGGCAACGAACAGGAGCACUACCGUGAGACCUCAUCGUCCAACAUUGACGACCGUACCCAGCGCGAGAUAUACGAGCACCCGUUCCUGCGUUCCGUGCAAGCCGACGUCGCGUCCGUGAUGUGUUCGUACAACCUGGUCAACAACAGCUGGGCCUGCCAGAACUCUGACAACCUCAACAAGCGUCUCAAAACCGAGAUGAACUUCCCUGGUUACGUCAUGUCCGACUGGGGUGCCACUCACUCUGGUGUUAGCGCUGCAAACGCCGGACUGGAUAUGACCAUGCCUGGUGAUUUGUACUGCUGCUAUGCCGGCCAAACAAGCUCGUACUUUGGCAAGAACCUCACCACCGCCGUCAACAAUGGCUCUGUCACGGAGGCCCGCCUGGACGACAUGGCGACGCGUAUCCUUGCCGGCUGGUACCUCCUCGGUCAAGACCAAAACUACCCGACGCCGAACUUUGACGCGUUCGCUUCUCAGAAUGCCACGGACCAAGAGCACAUCAAUGUCAUGGCCACCUCGCACUCUAGAACGGCGCGCCACAUCGUUGCGGCCGGAACGGUCGUGCUCAAGAACAAGAACCACGCCCUACCGCUCAAUAAGCCCAAGAAGCUCGCCCUCAUAGGCUCUGAUGCUGGCCCCGCACGCCACGGCUCCAACUUCUACUCGGACCGCGGUGGCGUCGACGGCAUCCUCGGCACCGGCUGGGGCAGUGGCACGGCGGACUACGCGUAUCUCGUUAGCCCUUACGAGGCCAUAUCCCAGCGCGCGCAGAAGGACCACACGGCGAUCUACUGGACGUUUGACGACUACAACUACGGCGGGGCCCAGUCAGUCGCCACCAACGCCGAUGCUGCACUCGUCUUCCUGCAGUCCGACUCAGGUGAAGGAUACAUCACCGUCGACAACAAUGCAGGUGACCGCAACAACCUGACCGCCUGGCACGAGGGGGACACGCUCGUCAAGCAGGUCGCCGCCGUUAACCCGAACACCAUCGUCGUCAUCCACGCCCCCGCUCAGCUCGACCUGGAGGAGUGGAUCAACCAUCCGAACGUCACCGCUGUCGUCUGGGCCGGCAUGCCCGGUUCCGAGGCGGGAAACGGUCUCGUUGAUGUUCUCUACGGUGACGUCAACCCGUCCGGCCGCAUCCCCUUCACCAUCGCCAAAAGCCGCAACGACUACUCUGCCGACGUGACGUACAUGGACAACGCGCAGACGCCCCAGAUCUACUACAGCGAGGGUCUCCUCGUCGACUAUCGCCACUUUGACAGCAAGAACAUCGAGCCUCGCUACCCCUUCGGCCACGGUCUCUCCUAUACCAAAUUCUCUUACACCAACGCCAAGGGCAAGUGGAUUGGCGACAAGAACACUAACGCCAAGGUCGAGGUCUACAAGGGAAAGGCGUACCCAGACUUUAUCUUUGAUGACGUGUACGAGGUCUCAUUUACCGUCAAGAACACUGGCUCGCGCGACGGCUACGAAGUUCCCCAAGUCUACCUCGCCUUUCCGAGCGGAAGCGGCGAGCCGCCCAAGGUCUUGCGCAAGUUCGACCGCUUCGAGAUCGCCAAGGGCGAGAGCAAGACGGUCACGUUCAAGCUCAACGCCUACGACCUCAGCACCUGGGACGUCACCAAACAGAAGUGGCUCCGUCCCAAGGGUCAGACACAGGUGCUCAUCGGCGCCAGCUCGCGCGACAUUCGCCAAACAUUCACCAUUUAGAAGAGCAUAUGACACAGAAGGAAGCAUUACGAGGGCAUGAUCGUUGGCUCAUGCUGUCCUGCGCCUCGGGCGAACUGUCACACAUGCCCCUGUGUAAUGAAAUGCUAUUCAAUGCAUCAUGCAUACUGCGGCUCUUUGCAAUGUGCGUUCGAAGCGAUCAAGUUACAGCAUGUUGCGGAUCAGCCAGGUGCCGAAACGAACGAAGAGCGUGUUACGGCGGCCCAUCUUGUCCGCCUCCUGGCGGAGAAAAGCAUCAUCAAAGACGUCCUUUGCGUCUGCCGAAAGUGCAUCAACCUCUUUC